Pestalotiopsis fici W106-1 is the source of this 672-nucleotide messenger RNA. RefSeq names its product Endo-1,4-beta-xylanase B. Gene Ontology annotation, biological process: xylan catabolic process. NCBI's taxonomy places the organism in Eukaryota, Fungi, Ascomycota, Sordariomycetes, Amphisphaeriales, Sporocadaceae. The coding region runs from base 1 to 672 and encodes 223 amino acids. The transcript has 2 exons. The record is from RefSeq and is a predicted model, not a curated record. Gene Ontology annotation, molecular function: hydrolase activity, hydrolyzing O-glycosyl compounds.
AUGGUUUCCUUCACCUCGGUCUUGCUCGCGGCUGCUGCCACCUUUUCCAGCGUGUUCGCUGCACCAACUUCACUCGCUGUCCGGGCUCCGGGUGAGCUUGUCGCUAGGACUGCCAGCUCGACCGGCACCAGUGGAGGAUACUACUACUCAUUCUGGACGGACAAUGAGAGCAUAGUCACCUAUACCAACGGCGAUGCUGGCAAAUACUCGGUGACCUGGAAUGGCUCCGGAAACUUUGUUGGUGGGAAGGGCUGGAGCACUGGAAGCACCCGUGCCAUCACAUUCUCCGGCUCCUACAACCCCAACGGCAACUCAUACCUGUCCGUCUAUGGCUGGACCACGUCGCCGCUGAUUGAGUACUAUAUUGUCGAGUCGUACGGCACGUACAACCCCUCGACGGGCGCCACCUACAAGGGCCAGGUGACGAGCGACGGUGCAACCUACGAUAUCUACACGGCCCAGCGCGUCAACGCCCCCUCCAUCGAGGGCACAGCCACUUUCACACAGUUCUGGAGUGUUCGCCAGAGCAAGCGCAGCAGCGGCACCGUCACAACUUCCAACCACUUCACUGCUUGGUCCAAGCUGGGCAUGACUCUUGGUACACACAACUACCAGAUCGUCGCCACCGAGGGCUACUACUCUUCCGGCAGCGCGACCAUUACAGUGUCGUAA